CUACCAUGGCUGUCAUGACAUUCCCUUGUUUGGACCCAAAGGUCCUCUACCUACAUUUGUCUCGCAUUCGAAUUGCUCUUUCCUAGAGCUACCAUUCUCACUACCUUCUGCGGCAAGGGUCAGAACUGCACACAGCCAAAGCCGCUACCUUACCUUGAUCUUCUUGCCAUGGCAGAGCAGACUCAGCAGACCUCAGUUAAGGAGCCCUGGGCCGGGAACUUGCCCUGCUGCCACGGCCCGAAGGACGGCUGCGCGGCACACAAUUGGAAUCGAGUCCCGAUCUUUUGGAACCCGUCUCUUCCUUCAUCCGUCAAGCCGGUCACCGACAACUUUUUCAAGUCCUUCUUAUCGAAAAAGGACGCCAAGCAAGGGCAGCCCGAGCCCAAGCCGACCUUCGUCUUGUCUCUCCCACAAACCCCUUCAACGCAGGAACCCCUGCCCCUAAUCCACGGUUCAGUCCCCUACACACUUUCCUUCUACCACCUCCACGCCAUUACGACCUCUCCUUCGCCAGCGACUUUACUCCCCUUCAUCACCUGCCACGGCGUCACGAACUCCCACAGCCUAAAAUGGCAAAUUACCCCCCUCCUAACCCCAACGAGGGACCUCCUCCUCGCCCACACCUACACCCUCCCCAUCUCGCUCCCCUUCGGCGCAGCAGCAACCCUCUCGGACACAAGCAACUACUCGUAUCAAAAAAUUCCGCUCCUCUCGCCGGUACACAACAUCUACUCAUUCCGCGCCUGCCCGCACAUGACCCGACACCUGCGCACGCUCAGACUCAAGGUCGCCAAGGGCGUCGCGUCGAUCCGGAUCGAGUACGCGCUCAAGAACAUCGUGUUGGGGCAGGAGUUCAGGGACGAGUGGCGCAGCGACGAGGGGAGACAGCCGCUGGACAUGGCGUGCGGGAUGUGCCAUACGGAUUUGGGCAUGGUUUUUGAGGAGGACGUGAAGCAAGGCGAGGUGAGGGUAACGGUUAAGGUGUGGAAGGAUUUGGGGGGUUCAGCAGCCGGUGGGGAGAAGUGGGAGGCUGCGAGGGGCGGGGAGGCGGUGAAGAGGGAGAGGGAAGAUUUUGGGAGGGUGAGGAGGGCUUAUGAGGAGUUGUUGGGUGGGACUGCGGUGGUUGAUAGGGAAACCGAUGUUGACGAGGUUGCUGGUGGAAAUGAACCGGCGGUGGGCAAGAGGUUGGUAUUGGAGGAGUCGCAGGAGGUGGUUGAUGACGGACAGCAUGUGGCAGACGGGAUGCAGCCGCCACCUGCUUACACACCGUGAUUCCUUGUGUGGAGCAACAUAGAGCGUUGUCUGACAAGGCCGAGAGACUCAGGUAUUCGAGGCGGAACACUUAUCCGAGUCACAGGUCACUUCGAUGUACUUCUAUAACCAGCGUAAAGUAUCUUGCGAGGAAGACUUUAGUUAAUGCCGAAAAUGCUAGAAGUAACCCCUCUU
Molecule: messenger RNA, 1446 nt
Organism: Parathielavia appendiculata
Lineage: Eukaryota; Fungi; Ascomycota; Sordariomycetes; Sordariales; Chaetomiaceae
Exons: 1
Coding region: 169-1272 (367 amino acids)
Source: RefSeq, a predicted model, not a curated record